This is a messenger RNA of Heterostelium album PN500, 210 nucleotides long. RefSeq lists its product as uncharacterized. The transcript is spliced from 2 exons. The record is from RefSeq and is a predicted model, not a curated record. NCBI's taxonomy places the organism in Eukaryota, Evosea, Eumycetozoa, Acytosteliales, Acytosteliaceae. The coding region runs from base 1 to 210 and encodes 69 amino acids.
AUGAUACCACGUGUCUUUGGUGUGAUGUCGCUGAUCAGCGUCGACACGAGACAACAGACGACACCGGCUAUAAUCGCCAGAAUAAAACAGAACGCUCCCAGCAAAUGGAAUGGACUGGAUCGUGUUGGUCCUUUUACUGACUCGAUGUCGUCAUCGUCGUCUUCCUCCACAACAACCUUAUCGUUUUUAGUCAUUAUAGGACAAGAAUAA